Molecule: messenger RNA, 1564 nt
Organism: Austrofundulus limnaeus
Lineage: Eukaryota; Metazoa; Chordata; Actinopteri; Cyprinodontiformes; Rivulidae
Gene: chchd4b
Product: coiled-coil-helix-coiled-coil-helix domain containing 4b
Exons: 4
Coding region: 80-559 (159 amino acids)
Biological process (GO): protein import into mitochondrial intermembrane space
Cellular component (GO): mitochondrial intermembrane space
Molecular function (GO): protein-disulfide reductase activity
Source: RefSeq, a predicted model, not a curated record
GGAAACAGGGAAAACGAAGAAGAAGCCAUCGUGCUUUAGCCGGUGCAGUUGUGAAACCGCGUCCUGAACUUUGACAGAAAUGUGCGGUCAGAGUAAUCGCGAAGAAAUGAGCUCAGUCAGAGAUGAAGGUAAAGACAAAAUUAUAUUUGUCACCAAAGAAGAUCAUGAAACCCCCAGCAGUGCUGAGCUUGUAGAAGAAGACCCCGAUGACCCCUAUGAAGAGCAAGGUCUAAUUCUUCCCAAUGGUGAUAUAAACUGGAACUGCCCUUGCCUGGGAGGGAUGGCCAGCGGUCCCUGUGGGACUGAAUUUAAAGAUGCCUUCUCCUGCUUCCACUACAGUAAAGAGGAAGUGAAGGGCUCCGAAUGCCUGGAGCAGUUCAGGGCUAUGCAGGAGUGUCUGCAGCGCUACCCCGAGCUCUAUCCACAAGACGAUUCCCCAUCCAGCCAGACCUCACAGGAUUCUGCUUCUGCAGAGCCGUCAAGUCCAGACAAAACACCGGGCAGUGAGCAGGACUCUGAUACCACACCACCAAACACAGAGAGCUCAGAGGAGAGCUAAUAAUGAGCUUUUAUUGUGAUACUCGAUUCUCAUCAUUCACAUUUAUCAUUCAGUCAUGUUUUUAUGGAACAUAGCAAAAAUGUCUUUAUUAUUUUUUUGUUUUGUUUUGUUUUUAAGUAAAAACGGCUCAUGUGAAAGGGUGUAAAGUUGUCUGAAAUUGUGAGUUACUGUCAGAUGACGAGUUAACCAGGUAAACCUAGAUUUAAAAAAAAAAAUCAAAAACCUGAAGCUAUUUAAUUGGAUGCACUGUAAAAUAAAAAUAACAGUUAUCAUGAAAGUUUUUCCUUUGGUCUAUAACUUUUCUGCGAAACAAUACAAUAAAUGUGACAAUAUUUAAUCUGUAGCAGAAACAUUUUUUUUAAAUUUUAAUUUAACCUUUAUCCAGGUAAACUGUUUGAGAACCACAUGCACAUUAAGACUGUUUCAGUUCUUUUGCAUUCUGGGUAAUAAGUUAAAUACUGUAUUUCACUUGCAAAUCAGGUGAUCAGGAGAAAAAAAUAACCUCCUUGAGUGUUUAGAUUCAAGCUGUUUGAUCAUGUCACUGUGAUCCAAGGCCUUUUUUUUUUUUAGCUCAGUCAGUGAGUCACAGGACCAAGUUUCCAAUCCUGUCGUCUGAUGUUUCUGUUUGUACUUUAAUUAGUUGACUGCCCGCUUUGAGAUUUACAGCAACAACACUGGAGACUGAACUUACAGUAAAAAAWUUUUUUACAUUUUCUGCUCAUUAUUAACCGUAUUCUCCUGUACCUUUUAAUUGUUUUACAAAAUGUUCAAAAUUUUUUUCACUCAUUCAUUUGCUGAAUUUAGGGAGAUUUAAUGUAUGAAGAAACAUUUCUGAAACUGAGCUUUCAUUGUUGUUACCACUGUUCUCUGUUCUGCACUUAUUCUGCCAAUUUAUAAUUAAACUUGACAUAUUUACCUCAUCUAAAGCAAAGUGUUUUAGUGCAGAAAAAAAGGAUCGAAGUGAAUAUUGUGGACAAUUUUGUAAUAAAAUAGAUUACACCUUUA